Molecule: messenger RNA, 507 nt
Organism: Aspergillus campestris IBT 28561
Lineage: Eukaryota; Fungi; Ascomycota; Eurotiomycetes; Eurotiales; Aspergillaceae
Product: LITAF-like zinc ribbon domain-containing protein
Exons: 4
Coding region: 1-507 (168 amino acids)
Molecular function (GO): zinc ion binding
Source: RefSeq, a predicted model, not a curated record
AUGGAGACCUCGACCCAACCCCAGCAAUAUCUACAACCCUCUGCCCCCGGCAACGACCGCGUAGCACCUGUGGAACUGUCGCCCAACUCGGCCAGCCCCACCGCGCCGUCCCCACCCGCCAACGACUCGCAGACAAAAGGCCGUCGGCUCCCCCGUCGCGCCCCCUGUUGCGCGGACCGUCGGGGCGUCACCGUGACGCCCCGCGAGAGCCUCCGCGAGUCGCCCGCCCUGGUGGAAUGCCAGUGGUGUCACCACGCCGGUGUCACCCGCGUCGUGCAGGAAAGCUCCGGCCAAACAGGCGUCGCGGCCUUGUUGUGCUGUAUCUUCUGCGGCUUCAUCGGCGCCGUCAUCCCCUACAUCGCCAAGUGGUCCUACAAUACCCACCACCACUGCCCCAACUGCCAGAAGGUUAUCGCCAUCCUACCGCACGAUGGCGCCCUCGAGGUGCAGCGUCCUACGCCCCAACCCCAGUCUAAUCGGGCGGGGCCGACCGGGAAAUUGGCAUGA